Ruditapes philippinarum (Manila clam) is the source of this 1088-nucleotide messenger RNA. RefSeq lists its product as uncharacterized. NCBI's taxonomy places the organism in Eukaryota, Metazoa, Mollusca, Bivalvia, Venerida, Veneridae. The record is from RefSeq and is a predicted model, not a curated record. The transcript is spliced from 3 exons. Bases 1 to 831 code for a protein of 276 amino acids.
AUGCCCGCCCAGAUGCCAUCAAUGGUUCCUCCGAUUGUACCCUUAACACAAGCUGCAGGUCAGCAAGUGGUGUUGAACAUGCCUGGAACCAGUCAGCAUCAAACUAUUUUACUGGCAAUGCCUCAACAUCCAGUGCAGGGAACCAACUUGCCACAGUCUGCCACUAUUCCGGGAACCAGUCUAAAAUCUGAUUUCAGGGGAGGUAAUCAGCUGGACAAAAUCAAUUCCACUGAUGGUUUAAAAUCAGAAAAUGUGUCUAAAGAAGAAAAGAAAGCAGAUAUAGUAUUCACUCUUGGGUCAAGCACACUUAGUGCAGAAGAACAACUGAAGAAAUUUGUUAGUUCAAAUCAAGCUCCACGAAAUCAGGCCUACUAUGUUGUUGUAAAUAAAGGGGAGACAAAUGAGAGGGCAUUCUUUAUUGAACCAAACAAAAAAGGAAAAUCUAAACCCAACACUGAAAAGAAAAUUGAAGCAGAGAAAAUUGAUGACAGACUAGUUAAAACACUAGAUCCAGUCAAAACAGAGCAGGACAAAAAACCAGUCAAGGUAGAACAGGAAGUGGUAGUGCCUGAUUCUUCUACAGGAGAUCCAGAACCUCAGAACAAGUUCCUAAAAUUUUGCCAGCUUCCAAAAACCCCAGCUAAAGUUCCAGUGGCAGCUGUUACACCUCAGAGACAAUCUGAACAGGAAAUCAAAACAGAAACUGUUGAUUCUGUGAAAGAAGAACAAGGUUAUCUUCCCCAGAAUAUGUCAAAAACUUCACACAAUCCUCAAACUACAUCAACCACUAGACAGGUUACAGCCUACAUGUACAUCACCUGUACUCUUUGAAGAUGGCCAGCAGAUGGACCAGCUCCUGACAGUAUAGAUAAAACAAAUAACCUUGCUCAUUUAGAUAAAGAACAGAGCAUGAAGAAAGAAACCGAUUUUCAAGAAAAGAAAUUCACUUUCUACAAAAACGCUUAAAUCUGAGAUUGAGGACUGUAAAGGAACAUCAAAAGAUGGAGAUAGUAAUAUUGAUGAAGUAAAUGAUGAUAAAGACAAUGCUGACGAUUUUAAAGAAGAGAGUAAAGAAGGAAGAAAAAUUA